Molecule: messenger RNA, 843 nt
Organism: Chenopodium quinoa (quinoa)
Lineage: Eukaryota; Viridiplantae; Streptophyta; Magnoliopsida; Caryophyllales; Amaranthaceae
Exons: 1
Coding region: 115-552 (145 amino acids)
Source: RefSeq, a predicted model, not a curated record
AUAAACCCUUUUAAACCCCAUCAUUCCUUAUAACCCCAUACCUUCCAAUUAUAUUAUUUUUAGCCUUGCGAGAAGACUGUCCUAACUUUAACAUAUUUUUACAAACUUCCAAAAAUGUCGGCUCAGUUCAUAGAAAAACACCGCGAAAACGCGGAAAUAUACACCGGUUCAGACCUAUGCAAGCAAAAAUCAAAAGAGCUUUUACUCGAAAUCAACAUGCCUAAUGGUCUACUACCCAUGGAUGAUAUUGAGGAAGUCGGGUAUAAUCGUACGACCGGGUUCGUGUGGCUAACCCAAAAAAAACCGAUCCAACACCGGUUCGAAAAGAUCGGUAAACAAGUAUCAUAUGAUACUCAUGUUACGGCCUUUGUUGAGAAUCGUCGGAUGAAGAAACUUCAUGGAGUUAAAGCUAAGGAGCUCUUAAUUUGGAUCACUCUUAAUGAAAUUUAUAUUGAUGAUCCUAAUUCUGGUAAAAUUACCUUUGGUACCCCUACCGGUAUUUCCCGCACUUACCCAAUUUCUGCUUUUGAGGUGGAAGAAGAGAAGAAAUGAAAUGGUUUUUCAAGGGGUAUAUUUGGGAUUUCACCUUGUUAAAUGCCAACUCACUUUAUUAAGCUUAAUCUUGGAGAUUUAGCUAUGUUUUUAAUUUGAUCUUGCCCUACUAAACCAUUAUCUAUGCCUUUAAGUUUAUGAUAUGAUGAUUAAGUAUAAGUUUACUUUCUCUACUAGUAUUAAGUUGCGUGUUAUAAUAUACCAAAGCGGAAGCUACUAAUGCAAGUUUUACAAUACUACUAUUUAUGUGAUUAUUAUUUAUAUAAUAAAUGUAUUCUCGGAUUCUACAUA